AUGUCGAACACCGCCAUCUCCGACAAGAACGUCAAGCACACACAAUGCGCUUUGUCGAGGAGGGAUGGGCAGUUGCGAACAGCUUUGGUCCAGCCAUGCUCAUUGGGAAUGACCUCGUCAAGCUACAUGGUGCUAAUAUCAGUUCUGACCGCAUCGCUCGACAGCUUCGGCGUCGAACUUCGACGUCAACCGCCGCCCCCAAAUACGCCUCCGUUUCGCGAAAACAGAGACAGCGGCUUCUUCCCAACCUCAUGGAGCAGUGCCGCCAAAGCGAUCACCACUGGUGCGGCAGCCGCGGUCACUGUCGGAGGAGUCCUUCCAGGCGCUCGUACCAGCGCCCAGGUAGAGACCGCCCCCACUGCGCUCCUCCGGGGAAGCUUCGACAUGACACCUACCGUCACUUCUAUCCUGACGGGAGAGUCGCCGCUGACUGCCCCAUUGAGCGGCAUCGCGCACUCCCUCGCCGACGCAGUCUUCACCAUGACGAAGUCAAGUCUGCGUCCGAAGCAGGCUAGGAGAAGCCAUCUCGCACCACGAAUCCUAGUCAAGAAGCCCGUCAACCUGUGA
Microdochium trichocladiopsis is the source of this 567-nucleotide messenger RNA. RefSeq lists its product as uncharacterized. NCBI's taxonomy places the organism in Eukaryota, Fungi, Ascomycota, Sordariomycetes, Xylariales, Microdochiaceae. The coding region runs from base 1 to 567 and encodes 188 amino acids. The transcript is spliced from 2 exons. The record is from RefSeq and is a predicted model, not a curated record.